This is a messenger RNA of Strongylus vulgaris, 402 nucleotides long. NCBI's taxonomy places the organism in Eukaryota, Metazoa, Nematoda, Chromadorea, Rhabditida, Strongylidae. The record is from the annotation of a GenBank genome assembly.
UUGGCAAUAUUUUUUAUUUCAGUUCCAAUAAUCGACCUACAUGGCGCCGAUCGACUAGUAGCGAACAUUCGUGAGGACGAGAAUGUCCUCAGCACUGUGCCUGAUCUUUCAAUUGUGGCAGAAACAGAUGAAGAAGUUGAUCAAGCGUUUCUCGAGGAGACAUGGAUGCGAAAUGAUUUCGUCAUUAAGACACGAGAGGGGUAUGCGCAUGCAAAACAGCUCAAGCGAGCUAAUCCGACGGUAGCUUUAUCAUGUGCUACUCGGCUAAGCUUCAUCGCCACCAACAUCUCGCUGAACGAAUUUGCACUGAAGACUCUUAGUGGUGAAGACAUAUGUGUGAAACUAAACGGUUUAAGCACACCGUUUCCUGCGAAUAAUAUCAAACAGACCGAAGCGGAAUAA